AUAAAUAUAUGUAUAUACAUAUAUGCAUACGCAUAUAUAUAUGUUACGUGCCGUAGGAGUUUGCGUAAACGCGUGUAUUCUACGUGUCAAAUUAAGAAAUUGAAAAUUCUUUUAUUUAAAGCAUAUUUCGCAAAGUGCUUUCUCGUUAUAUUAUAAUUACAAAAGAGACGAGGAAGGUUAACGGUGGGUUGAUAAAAUGUGUGGAAUUUGGGCUCUCUUUGGUCUAGAUGGAAAGCCUAUAAAUUGUAUCUGUGAAAAUUUUGAAAAAAUAUCUCAUCGCGGUCCUGAAGCAUUCCGAAUUGAAUUUGAUAAUAGAGUUAAGAAUGGAUAUUUUGCAUUUCAUAGAUUAGCAAUUGUCGAUUGUCUCAAUGGGAUGCAACCAAUGAGGCUUAAGAAAUAUCCAUAUCUUUUUUUAUUGUGCAAUGGUGAGGUAUAUAACUGCAAGAAGCUAGCGGAGCAAUAUAAUUUUCAGUAUACAACAAAGUGCGACGUAGAAGUAAUUUUGCAUUUAUACGCCCAAGGUGGAUCCGAUAAUGUCACACGAUCUCUAGAUGGUGUAUUUGCAUUUUGCUUACUCGAUAUUAAACAAAGGAAAAUACUUAUCGGAAGGGAUCCAUACGGCGUUAGACCCUUAUUCAAAUUAUAUUCAAAUAGUGGACAUUUAGCGAUAAGUUCCGAAAGCAAAGGUCUCAUUAAUAUAUGUAAACAUAUGCAAGAUGAGUACAUAUUGCAACCAUUUCUACCAGGUAAUUACGAGGAAUAUGAAGUUUUGAUCGACGGCCGAACAAAACUAUUAAAAACCAUCAACUAUCAUAAGCCCGGGGACAAACCUAACUUUCAAGUUUAUACACCUUGGAAUAUGCUAAGUAAUAGCGACGUACAUGAGAACAUAAGAAGAUUGUUUUCGGCAGCUGUUGAGAAACGCUUAUUGGCAGAUAGACGAAUAGGUUGUUUGUUAUCUGGUGGUUUAGAUUCCAGCUUAGUUGCAGCUACGCUUGUGCAACAUGCAAAAAAACAUAAGUUACCAUACAAAAUACAAAGUUUUGCGAUAGGUAUGGGAGAUAGUCCAGACAUUAUUGCAGCAAGACAGGUUGCAAGCUAUAUAGGAACGGAACAUCAUGAAAUUAUUUUCUCUUCCAAAGAUGUAGCUGAAAUUUUGGAUAAAGUUAUUUACCAUUUAGAAACAUUUGACAUUACAACGAUACGAGCUUCUAUCGCGAUGUAUAUUAUAUCAAGAUACAUUUCCCAAAAUACAGAAACAACUGUGAUAUUUAGCGGUGAAGGCGCAGAUGAAUUAGCACAAGGAUAUAUUUAUUUCAGGGAUGCUCCCACAGCUAUGGAUGCGCACAAUGAAUCAAUUAGAUUAUUAAAAGACAUUUAUCUUUAUGACGGUUUAAGAGCUGAUAGGACAACCAGUGCAUUUAGUUUAGAACUUAGAGUUCCAUUCCUUGAUAUACAAUUUACAAAUUAUUAUUUGUCACUUGAUGCUGCCAUUAGACAACCGCAAGGUGGAAUUGAAAAAUAUUUAUUAAGAUCUGCAUUUGAUGGUACUGACAUAUUACCAUCUAAAAUACUUUGGCGACAUAAAGAAGCGUUUAGCGAUGGUGUUACUUCCAUUAAAAAAUCUCUUUUUCAAAUCAUUCAAGAUAUUGUGGAAGAUAAAGUACAAGAUGAAGAUUUAGCAAAAGCACGCAUUAAAUAUCCCCACUGUACGCCAAAGACUAAAGAAGCCCUUUAUUACAGAAAUGUAUUCGAAUCAUAUUACGGUGGUCAAGCUGAAAUUUUCACUCCUUACUUUUGGAUGCCACGUUGGGUGGAAGACAUCGUGGAUCCAUCUGCACGAUUUAUUAAUCACUAUUCUGCCGAUGUAGAUAUUAAUAACGAUUAUCAGAUCAAAAAUUGAUAAUAGAAUUAUAUGAAAAGAUGUACCUAUCCUAUAAACCAAAUUUUUAACAUCUUUUUAUCAUAUUUGUUAAUAUGAUAAGAAUUAAAUAUAUAUUCGGAAAUUCAUGUACUAAUAAUAUAAAAAUAUUA
Molecule: messenger RNA, 2034 nt
Organism: Vespa mandarinia (Asian giant hornet)
Lineage: Eukaryota; Metazoa; Arthropoda; Insecta; Hymenoptera; Vespidae
Gene: AsnS
Product: asparagine synthetase
Cellular component (GO): cytosol
Molecular function (GO): asparagine synthase (glutamine-hydrolyzing) activity
Source: RefSeq, a predicted model, not a curated record